AUGGCGGAGGCUAGUUCGAGUGAGAAGUCCAGUUCGGCUGGAAAGGGAGAGAGGAAGAAGAGAGCAGAGCUGACCCCGUUCACAAGGGGUGUGAUCCUCGGGCAGCGCAAGGGUGGCUGGUCGCUCAGACGCAUCUCGAAGGCGCUUGAUAUCCCCGUCUCUACAGUGCAGAGUACCAUUCUUAAGGAGGAUUCGCGAGUGGAUGGAGAGUCGAUGCCGCGCUCCGGAAGACCUACAAAGCUCACCGAACGUGAUAUCCGGAUGUUAAUCUCGCGCGUCCGGGCCGAUCCAACAAUUACAUACGGAGAGCUUGCUCGAGGCAUGCCAGACAAUAUCUCAAGGUCGACAAUAUAUCGCACCCUCAAGAAGCACGGCAUCACCAACCAGCCGGCGAAAAAUUCUGCAAAGAAAUAG
Molecule: messenger RNA, 414 nt
Organism: Arthroderma uncinatum
Lineage: Eukaryota; Fungi; Ascomycota; Eurotiomycetes; Onygenales; Arthrodermataceae
Exons: 1
Coding region: 1-414 (137 amino acids)
Source: RefSeq, a predicted model, not a curated record